Arvicanthis niloticus (Nile rat) is the source of this 2463-nucleotide messenger RNA. It is a transcript of the gene Bscl2, whose product is annotated as BSCL2 lipid droplet biogenesis associated, seipin. Lineage: Eukaryota; Metazoa; Chordata; Mammalia; Rodentia; Muridae. Gene Ontology annotation, biological process: lipid storage; lipid droplet organization. The record is from RefSeq and is a predicted model, not a curated record. Gene Ontology annotation, cellular component: endoplasmic reticulum membrane.
AAGAAAACACAAGCAUAAAUUUAUUACUUAUUUGGGUCCCAGAGAGACCAAGGAACAGGGUGCUCCAAGAUGGACUGUGACACACACACACACACACACACACGUGUUACUGCAUAUAAUACCUCAAAGGGAACCUCUACUCAGAAAGGUGAGAUUCUUCUGCAAAAUCCACAUUGUGCUUCUUGGGCCCCAGUCCUAGAGACUAGUUCUUUUAAGUCAGGAUUUCAUUGUGUAUCCGUGGCUGGCUUGGAACUCAGAUUCACCUGCCUAUGCCCCCGGAGUGCUGCCCACCACACUCAACUAUGAACCCAUGACCUCUAGGUGUCUCCCCACCGCCCGUACUUGGUCUCCCAAGCAUGUCUGGUUCCAGAUUCUAUGGGCAGAGAACCUGACUCUGACUUCGAGGGGGCAGGGGCAGCCAUUUUAAGACCAGAGGAUCAAGUAAGGGAUCGUUUCACAUUGGGAACGCUGGGGACCGCCAUUUUAAGAGCACCCUUGGCGCGUGCCGCCAUGCGUGUACGAACAGGCAGCCGCCAUCUUGGACAUUGGCUGCAGGCGCUGAGUCGCGCUGUCCCGCCCCACGGCCUCUCAGGCCACCUCCACCCGGGGCUCCUGUCCCUGGGCCCGCGGAAACCACCCUACUCGCCCUUGUAGUUCUCGCUGUUUUCGUUGUGCGCUCGUGUGAAUGCUCCGCGGCUUCUGAGCUCUCGUUUUAACAACCCCCCACUGGGGGCGCUAGGGCAUUUUAUACUCCGCGAUCUCCAAUCCUUACAAUGUCUAACCGGCUCGACUGGCCCUGUUCCCUGGAUAUGGCAAGUGUAUCAACUAAGGAUCCUCUUUCCCAAGAACGCUAACACAGGCGUUGUCCUCUGAGGCUCUGAAUGACUUUAUUCUUCAAAAGCCUUUACCUUUUCAUAGCUCCAGAUCUAGGAAAAUGUGACACUCUACAGGUGAUGGGCUUCUAGAUCACCCCUUCUACCCACAAGUGACUUGAGUGGGGAGAUCCAAGGGCAGCUGAGGUAACCAUCAGGAAGAUACCUAAAGAAAUGAUACAUCAAAGAAGAGAAGCUGGGGGAAAAGAGACAUGCAGAGACCAGAUCAAAGGAUCAGACAAAGAGGAGGAACCUUCAGCUGCCCCAGCCCAUGGCCAAGGGUAUCGUCCCUGUGGAAGACCAGCCAGGAACUCAAAGCCCGAAGCUGGGGCCAGAUCCCCUGCUGUCCCCAUCAUGGUCAAUGACCCACCAGUCCCUGCCUUACUGUGGGCCCAGGAAGUGGGCCAUGUCUUGGCAGGCCGUGCCCGCAGGCUGAUGCUGCAGUUUGGGGUGCUCUUCUGCACCGUCCUUCUUUUGCUUUGGGUGUCUGUGUUCCUCUAUGGCUCUUUCUACUACUCCUACAUGCCGACUGUCAGCCAUCUCAGCCCCGUGCAUUUCCACUACAGGACAGAUUGUGACUCCUCCACCGCCUCACUCUGCUCUUUCCCUGUUGCCAAUGUCUCCCUGGCUAAGCAUGGACGUGACCGGGUACUAAUGUAUGGACAGCCAUAUCGAGUCACCUUAGAGCUUGAACUGCCAGAAUCUCCUGUGAAUCAAGACUUGGGCAUGUUCUUAGUCACUGUUUCAUGUUAUACCAGAGGUGGCCGAAUCAUCUCCACUUCUUCACGCUCAGUGAUGCUGCAUUACCGCUCUCAGCUGCUCCAGACGCUUGACACACUGGUGUUCUCCACCCUCCUGUUGUUUGGCUUUGCUGAACAGAAGCAGCUCCUGGAAGUAGAACUCUACUCCGACUAUAGGGAGAAUUCGUAUGUGCCAACAACCGGAGCAGUCAUUGAGAUCCACAGCAAGCGCAUCCAGAUGUAUGGGGCUCACCUCCGGAUCCACGCCCACUUCACCGGGCUCAGGUACCUGCUAUACAACUUCCCCAUGACCUGUGCCUUCGUGGGUGUGGCCAGCAACUUCACAUUCCUCAGCGUCAUCGUGCUCUUCAGCUAUAUGCAGUGGGUGUGGGGUGCUGUCUGGCCCCGACACCGCUUCUCCUUGCAGGUUAAUAUCCGACAAAGGGAUAAUUCUCGACCUGGGGCCCAGCGUAGGAUCUCUCGCCAUCAGCCAGGUCAGGAAUCUACCCAGCAGUCAGAUGUGACAGAGGAUGGUGAGAGUCCUGAAGAUCCCUUAGGGACAGAGGGCCAGCUAUCUGAGGAAGAGAAACCAGAGAAACAGCCCCUGAAUGGAGAAGAGGAGCCAGAGCCAGAGGCUAGUGAUGGCUCUUGGGAAGAUGCAGCUUUGCUGACAGAGGCCAACUUGCCUACCUCUGCCUCAACUUCUGCCCUUGCCCCUGAGACUCUGGGUAGCCUCAGGCAACGCCCAACCUGCUCCAGUUCCUGAACAAAAGGAUGGAUUCCUCACAUUCCAGCACUUUCCCAUGGGGCACCUUUUCCCUUGUUCCCUUAAUAAACUAUUUUGUGCCAGC